Schizosaccharomyces octosporus yFS286 is the source of this 1268-nucleotide messenger RNA. RefSeq names its product phosphomannomutase Pmm1. The transcript has 2 exons. Gene Ontology annotation, molecular function: phosphomannomutase activity. Gene Ontology annotation, biological process: mannose metabolic process; GDP-mannose biosynthetic process; protein N-linked glycosylation. The coding region runs from base 251 to 1024 and encodes 257 amino acids. The record is from RefSeq and is a predicted model, not a curated record. NCBI's taxonomy places the organism in Eukaryota, Fungi, Ascomycota, Schizosaccharomycetes, Schizosaccharomycetales, Schizosaccharomycetaceae. Gene Ontology annotation, cellular component: cytosol.
ACUAGUUGCAUGUAGUAAGGUAAAUGAGGAAUAUUUAAUAGAGAAGUUUGGAAUUCCAUAAUUGAUUCGUUAAUUAAAUUUAUAAACACUAUUAGGUUGAAAAAGCUUCUUUUAAUAAAUAUUUCUUUUUGUUUAAGGUAAUUCCUACUUGGCUUAUGGUUUGAUAUAACCUUUUAUACACAGUCGCUGUGUUUACUGCGUCAACCUGAAACGCACUUUACCACAACAACAUCUUUGAAGUAAGAAAAAAAUGGUGCUUAUUCCUAUAGAACAACGUAAAUUUCCUAAGACCUUAGUUUUAUUUGAUGUCGAUGGUACUUUGACUCCUUCUCGUUUGAGCAUCUCUCCUGAAAUGCUCGAUUGCUUGCAAAAGCUUCGUCAAAUUGUUGCUGUUGGAUUUGUUGGUGGUAGUGACUUGAACAAACAACAAGAACAACUUAGCGUGAGUGGAGAAAAUGUUGUCAACUCUUUUGACUAUUCGUUUGCUGAGAAUGGAUUGACUGCUUAUCGCUAUGGAGAACAGCUUGCUAGUCAAUCAUUUAUCCAGUAUAUUGGUGAAGAUAAGUAUCAAAAGUUGGUGAACUUCUGUUUACACUAUAUUGCUGACUUGGAUAUUCCCGUUAAGCGUGGUACUUUUGUUGAAUUCCGUAAUGGUAUGGUCAAUAUUUCCCCCAUUGGCCGUAAUGCUAGUAACAAAGAACGUCAAGAGUUUGAGCAAUUUGAUAAAAUUCACAACAUCCGUUUGAACAUGGUAAAUGCCUUGCGUGAAAAGUUUGGUGAUUACGGCUUAACUUUCUCUAUUGGUGGUCAAAUUUCCUUUGAUGUUUUCCCUACCGGUUGGGACAAGACUUACUGUCUUCAGCACGUUCAAAAGGAGGGUUUUGAAACUAUCCAUUUCUUCGGUGACAAGACAUUUACUGGAGGCAAUGACUAUGAAAUUUACGAAGAUCCUCGUACUAUUGGACAUACUGUAACUUGCCCUGAGGACACUAUGCAGCAAUUGCGAGAAUUAUUCUGUAUUUAAUCAUCUCUCCUUGAAUAUCUGCGAUGCCCAAUCGUUCUUUUGACAUUAGAUGAAAUGGUGCUCAAGCCUCUAGUUGUCUACGCCAACUGGUCGCACAGCAAACCAACGUCGGUAAAGUACAAUCUCAAGUAGAGCUUGAAUAAAAUAGAAUAUUUUAAAAUAUAGCAUCCGUCAUGCCAUUACUUCAUUCAUUGUCGUAGAAUAUAUGUUUCGAAUUAGAACUACUAGCAAUUUUAUGACGUCU